Messenger RNA from Uloborus diversus, 876 nucleotides. RefSeq lists its product as uncharacterized. The record is from RefSeq and is a predicted model, not a curated record. Lineage: Eukaryota; Metazoa; Arthropoda; Arachnida; Araneae; Uloboridae. Gene Ontology annotation, molecular function: protein binding.
AUGGAACGUCUUGCACGUCUUGCAUUUUUCUUGAAUAGCAUUGGUGUUGCAUGGGUUCAUUCCCACUGUGGAGCUGAGGCUUAUUUAGAAGAUCUUUGCGCUUUGAAUUUACGAAGAAUCAGCGUUCCUAACUCUGGACAGUUGUCUUCAGGAGCAUUGCAGCCAAGUCGGCAUGCAACAUACUUUUUUCACAAAACUGAUAGUUUGCUGAUAAGCUCUACUUAUGGAGUAGUUAUUAGUAUAAGGAAAAUACAUUUCAGACCUGGAUGCAGUGAUUACCUGAAAAUAGAUGAUGGCGUCCGGAAAGUGGCGCUGUGUGGGUCUAAGACCGAAGCUGACAAGAAUAUGCAGUUCUAUGGCAAGGAUAUCCAGCUGAACUACGUCACUGGAAGUGUAGGUGAAGAUAAGCAAAACUAUGACGGAUUUAUUCUUGACUACACAGGAUAUAAAAAUAGACCUUGUGAUGAAUUCACCAGCUUUCAAUGUAGUAAUGGACUAUGUAUUUAUGCGGGUUUGGUAAACGACGGAAGAAACAAUUGCGGAGACUUUAGUGAUGAAAACAUUUACAAGGGAAGAGUUUUUAAUAAAGGUAUCGUAGUAGUCAUUGCUCUCAUCUUCAUCUGCAUCUUAGGCGUUGUAGCGGGUGUAACUGUAUCUGCUAUUUUAACAGCGGUUCUAACGGACGUUUGGACAACAUGUCGCGCUGGUGCUUCAACGUUCCGAAAUCCAAGAAUUUGUUGUACCAGAGAAGGUGCUACAGCAGAUCUACUACUAUCCUGCUGCUAACAUUAACUUUCGAAUAAGCAUGGUCUAACACAUGUAUUAUCUUGCUUCAAGUUUAAAACCAAUAUGGUUUCAGAAUAAAGUGGUUUUGAA